Messenger RNA from Chara braunii, 1511 nucleotides. The record is from the annotation of a GenBank genome assembly. Lineage: Eukaryota; Viridiplantae; Streptophyta; Charophyceae; Charales; Characeae.
AUUACUCCUCUUUCGUGAUGUUUCGGCCUGGUGUGUGCCAUUUUUGUCAUCUUCCUUGACAUUUUAUUCAAGAAUGUUAUUUUCGUCAUUGCCCGAAUGGGGCAGAAAUAACUGUCAAUAUUCAAGGCGCUAUGAGUGGCGGUUCGCAAGAUGAUGGAGGUGGUUUGCUUCCGGCACCAACCACGUCUACUUCCUCACAGUUGGCAGGUAAUUCUGGAGUUUCGAAUGCUCUUGUGCCGUACCAGGCGCCAUCAAGUAGAAGUGCGAACGAUGGUGCGAACAGCUACGACGGAUAUGCUAACUAUGGGAGUAAUAGUGGUUACCAGGGAAAUCAAGGCUAUGGUGGGCAGCGGUUUUCGAAACCUUGGGGUGGAGGUUACAAGGAUCGUGAUCGUGACGAUCGUUUCGAUAAAAUCUAUGGCCUGCGCUCGGAGCGCGCUGAAGAAUGGGAACGGAAGAAGCAGGAGGCUGCUAAGUUAGAGCUUCUUGAAGCGGAAAAAAGAAGGCUGCAAGCGGAGGAAGAAAAGAACGUGCAAGCCAGGAAAGAGAAGGAGCUACACGAGGCGAGGCUAGGGAAGAUCAUUCAUGAGCUCGAAGGUGUCCGCGCGGCGCUUCGGGAUCGCAACAAUGAACUGAGCAACUUGAAAAGUGAGAACUCGACACUCAAGAAAGACUUCUUGGAUCUCAAAGACGAGAUCGUUGAGCUUAAGAACGCUAAUAACAAGCAGGCUUCAGAGACUGUCACUGAAAAGAGCCCACCAGCUGAACCUAACACCGGGAAGCAGAGGAUGGUUCCUAUUGGCGACGUCGUCUGUACUCCUAAGGAUCUAGAUGCUCUCCAUAAGGCAUACAAGAAAGCGGAGGCGGGUGAAGAGAUUGCCAACAAGGAGUUGCAAGCUCUGAAAGAGCGCAUGACGCACAUGGGGGCGCAAUUACUGACGAAGCAGCGUCAAUCGGUUAGAAGAUCAUCGGGGAGGAAGACAACACCUCGGAAUCUGCGGCCUGCACUCAGUGCUGUUCAGAUUGAGCCCGAUGAUUCGGGUAAUGAGGAGGAUCCUAUGAAGACGAAAAACGUCGAAGAGGGUUUGGAGAAGCCCGAGGAAGUUCAGUUAAAGAAGUUGCAAGAAGAGGAGAGGCGAUCAUUGAGCACCACAAGGAAAGCGGAUAUGUUGAGCCUUGCGAGAAAGAAGGGAUCACCUACCACAAACUGGAUCAAGCCAAGGCCGAUGUGGGAGAGAUCCGUGCCAAGAGAAGAUUUGCACAAUGGCUCAAGGAUCAAGGUCUCGAGGAUGACGAUGACGAUGAUCGAGACCUACAGUACGCUACCUCUACGGAAGAUGUCAACGACGAGUGAGAAUGCGCCCUGAGCGUGUCUUCUUUAUGGGACUGGGCAUUAUUCUUCCGAGAUUAUCUGAGUUUUUUCCGUUGGAUGAGGUCACCUAUCUGUUUCGUUUAAUUGUUGUUUUAUUAAUUAUCAAUAAUCAGAUUCGUUGGGGUCGUAAAUUCCGCGA